Messenger RNA from Exophiala spinifera, 813 nucleotides. RefSeq lists its product as uncharacterized. The record is from RefSeq and is a predicted model, not a curated record. Bases 1 to 813 code for a protein of 270 amino acids. NCBI's taxonomy places the organism in Eukaryota, Fungi, Ascomycota, Eurotiomycetes, Chaetothyriales, Herpotrichiellaceae. The transcript has 2 exons. Gene Ontology annotation, molecular function: hydrolase activity.
AUGUCGACAGCAAAGAAUUGUUGUGUCGUCGGGAAACCUGCCCCAGACUCGUACGUACCCCUUGGAGAGUGCGAAACUAUCGGAGCCAUCCGAGUCUACUCAUCAAAUCCACCCGUCGUGGUUCCCAGUCGGGGACUGCUUCUGCUCCUACCUGAUGGCUUUGGCCUUGCGCGGCACAACUUUAUACUGGCAGACCGCUUUGCGAGUCAAGGAUGGCGUGUAAUAGUGCCCGACUACUUUGAAGGCGACCCACUUCCCAUCCAAAUGCUGCGUCGGGACCACACUGUGUCCAUUGACGAGCAGCUGUGGCCGGAGUCAGACAAGCAAAAGCUUCGAGACUUAGAUUUCCCAGCGUGGCUGCAACGCCACAAUCAUGCGCGCGUGUCGUCGCUGCUGGAAGACCUUGUUGAAGGACUUCAGAAGCGAUCUGAAGCUGGAGUGAUUGUCGGUGUUGGAUAUUGUUUCGGUGGGAAGCACGUUCUCAGACUGGCAAAAUCGAGUUUGCAAGCCGCCGCGGCUUUCCACCCCAGCUUCGUUGAGGUUGGGGACAUCGCGGACAUCCAGGCACCUCUGUACGUUGGCCUAGCGGAGAAGGACAACAUGGUACCAGCAUCACUGGCUCAAGACCUGCAAGCUUGGACGGCGACGAAAAUGGGACCGAAUGUCCCGUUUACUAUGGAGAUCUAUCCAGGAGUUGGACAUGGGUUCGCAGCUCGGCCCGACACCAAGGACGAGAAUAUUAGGACUCAGUACGAGAAGGCAUUCCAGAGAAGCAUGGAUCAUUUGAACAAGUACAUAGGUGAUCAAGUAUAA